Aphis gossypii (cotton aphid) is the source of this 3483-nucleotide messenger RNA. RefSeq lists its product as uncharacterized. Gene Ontology annotation, molecular function: transmembrane transporter activity. NCBI's taxonomy places the organism in Eukaryota, Metazoa, Arthropoda, Insecta, Hemiptera, Aphididae. The record is from RefSeq and is a predicted model, not a curated record. Gene Ontology annotation, cellular component: membrane. The transcript has 13 exons. Gene Ontology annotation, biological process: transmembrane transport. The coding region runs from base 529 to 3477 and encodes 982 amino acids.
GAUAGCCGAGUAAAAAUGUUUAAGUUUGUGUUUUAUCAAUUCAUAGUAUUUAGCUGUUCGUAGAAAUUAGAAAGUAUUUAAGUAUCAACUAUAGCAUUCUAUAAAUCUAAACUAGUAUAAUUUUAUUUGUAUUACAGUAGGUAAGUAAUUUAACUUAAUAAUGUUCAUGGUUUUUGUUUUACAAAAGUGAGUUUAUAACCGAAAUUAUUAUUUUUUUAACACGUAUACUGAGUGCGCCGAAAGAGUGCCAGUCGGGAUAUCAAGUUUUGCGCAUCUUCCUGCCAUCAAAACUGGUUUCCCUAUGGCAGAGUGACGUUGGGGAUUCGCAGUAAAACCGAUUUUGGUUGCCGCCGACUUGCGCUCUCUCAGCGCACUCGGUAUAGUAACCAAUGAUCGUUGUAUCAGUAAAGCGGAAUUGGUCGUGAUUCGUAUAACUUUAAAUUAUACACACCAUGGUAUAGUAUAAUAUUUUAUUUGUAGAAUUGAAUUAAUAUAGGUAUUUUAUUGUAAUCCGGAGUGAGUAGAACGAUGGUUGACGAAAGUAAAAUCGUCAGUGAAUAUACAUCAAUAAAAUAUGGUUGGAUGGCGACGUUGGCUCAAUUGUUGGCUACUAUAGCGCAGAGUUUUCUGUCAAUCGGUUGGGGCAUGCAAUUAUCAAUAUCGGCAAUUGUUAUACGUCACUUACAAGGAAAUACUGAAAGUGAUUUUUCAAUAUCACUAACCGAGGCGUCUUGGUACGGGAGUAUAUUGUUUAUAAUUCACCCAUUUGGAUGUUUUCUAUCGGGAGUCUUACAAGAGAGGUUCGGAAAAAAGUAUUGCAUGAUUUUCGCAAAUAUUCCUAGUACCAUCGGAUGGACUUUACUGUACUUAGCUCAGUCGUCGCUUUUUCUCUACGCGUCGACACUUCUGAUGGGAUUCAGUAUCGCCGUCGGUGCUGGUGCAGUACAACACGCCUACAUCGGGGAAAUAACAGAACCAAGACUCAGAGGCGCCAUGGCUUCGAUAACGAAUACAGCAGCUUAUUUUGGAAUAUUGGUAUCUUUUACUUUGAGUUCAUUUUUUGACUGGCGAACUGUUGCAUUGUUGAGUACUCUUUGUCCGAUAAUUUGUAUAUUGUUAAUCAUUUUUAUCCCAGAGUCUCCUAUUUGGUUAAUCGCUAAAGGUAAACACGAAAAAGCUGAGAAGGCCAUUUGUUGGCUUAGAGGAUGGGUAGACUCUGAAACAGUUAAACCCGAACUAUCUAAUCUAUUACAUUAUAACAAUGUAUCUGGAACGAUUGGAACGCAAGAUAGCAAUGUUGUUACUAAUGAUAGUAAAAAUUUGCUAUCAAAAUUAGCUCAAUUUAAGAAACCAUCGGUUUAUAGGCCGAUGAAAUUAAUAAUGAUCUAUUUCUUCACGUCGUAUAUAGUUAACCUUACUCCUGGUAAACCAUUCAUUGGUAAAAUAAUGACAGAAGUUGGUUUGCGAGAUCACCAAAGUAUAUGUUUGAUUAUUUUUUCCAUUUUGCAAAUGAUUGGGAGUGUGAUAUUGAUUUUAACUAUACGUCGUUUCCGGAAAAGAUUUUUGACGUUAGUAACGACAUCGAUAAACUCUGCUUUAUUAUUAUUAUUUAGUGUAUACAUCGUAGCUAUGAAAAACAAUUGUAUUAAAUCGAUACAAUGGAUUCCUUUAACAUUAAUCGGCGGUAUUUACCUAUCUGGCGGUAGUGGUGUAGCAUGCAUACCCUGGAUGUUAAUUGGCGAAGUGUUUCCAAACAAAAGUCGAGGAAUUGCAACUGGAGUAUGUGCAGGAAUGUCGUAUUUACUUCUGUUUGCAUUAACAAAAUCAUAUCUAACAGUUGAAAUGUUUUUGAGUAUUGAGUACUCAAUGUGUCUUUUUGGUUGUAUUGGUAUUUUUGGAUUAAUAUAUUUGUAUUUUUAUUUGCCAGAAACUGAAAAUAAAACAUUAUUAGAAAUCGAAGAAUUUUUUACAUCGAAUUUAAAAAGUAGAACGUCUUUCUUACAAAUUGUCAGACAUUGUAUCUACACGUAUAUGGCAGACGCUAAAAUCCAAGCGCAAACAUCUACACAGAAAUAUGGCCCAAAAGCGACGUUUGCACAAUUCUUGGCGACAGUAGCACAGAGUUUUCUAUUUAUCGGGUUGGGCAUGAACCUUUCGAUAUCAGCAAUAGUCAUUCGCGACUUGUAUCAAAACCCAAACAGUGAUUUUUCAAUAACGACCACCGAGGCCUCAUGGUACGGAAGCUUGUUGUUCAUAAUUUACCCGUUCGGGUGUUUAGCAUCAGGUAUCCUGCAAGAUAAAUUCGGAAAGAAACUCUGUAUGAUAUUCGCGAACGUUCCAAGUAUUAUAGGAUGGAUUCUGCUGUAUUCCGCACGCUCGUCGGUGUUACUGUGCGCGUCCACCUUAUUCAUGGGAUUUAGCAUGGGAUUAGGCGCCGGAUCUACCUCAUCGUACGUCGGGGAGAUAUCGGAACCAAGGCUCAGAGGAUCUCUGGGUUCGCUAGGAACCACAGCGAUGAGAAUGGGCGCUACACUUAUGUACAUUCAAGGAUCGUUUUUCGAUUGGAGGACUACAGCGCUGUACAGCACAAUCUACCCCAUUAUAUGCAUAUGCUUUAUCAUUUUCAUCCCAGAAUCUCCCAUUUGGUUGAUCGCCAAAGGGCGGAAUGAAAAGGCUGAAGAGGCUAUGUGUUGGUUAAGAGGAUGGGUAGAACCUGAAAAAAUUAAACCAGAAUUUCUCGAACUAAUGCAUUACAAUGAAGUAUCUGGAACACAGGGUGGCUGCAAAAUUGAUACCGACGAUAAGAAGUUAUUUUCAAAUUUAACCCAGCUCAAAAAUCCAGCGGUCUAUAGACCACUGAGAUUGUUAAUGAUCUAUUUCUUUGUAUCUUCUUCAGUCAGCAUUUCCCCUGCCCGACCGUUUAUUACCAAAAUAAUGAAAGAAAUCGAUUUAUUCAAUAAUCAAAACGAAUCGUUGAUUCUCCUGUCAAUUUUGAUGAGUGUUGGGUCCAUUAUAGCGACUGCGACUGUUCAUCGAGUUGGAAAAAGAUUAUUGGCCCUAACGACAUUAACGCUAAACACGGUUACAUUAUUUUUGUUUGGUGCAUACAUUAUUGCAGUCAAAGCCAGUUAUUUAACAUCGUCUCCUUUCAUCCCAUUGAUAUUGCUGUGUAGCAUUUAUUUUAUCGGCUCAUGCGGUAUUUCGUGCAUUUUUUGGAUGAUACUGAUUGAAAUUUAUCCCAACAAAAGCCGAGGAGUUGCUACAUCUAUUUCGUCUGGAUUGGCCUAUAUAAUAUUAUUCAUAAUGACAAAAUCAUACUUAAUAAUAGAAAUGUAUUUAAGUCUGGAGUACACUAUGAUUCUCUUUGGUUGUAUUGGCGUUUUUGGGUUCAUCUAUUUGUAUUUUUAUUUGCCAGAAACUGAAAAUAAAACAUUAUUAGAAAUUGAAGAAUUUUUUGUAUCUAAUAAAAAUGGCUGAAUUAAA